Molecule: messenger RNA, 1717 nt
Organism: Archocentrus centrarchus (flier cichlid)
Lineage: Eukaryota; Metazoa; Chordata; Actinopteri; Cichliformes; Cichlidae
Product: N-acetyllactosaminide beta-1,3-N-acetylglucosaminyltransferase 2
Exons: 2
Coding region: 183-1586 (467 amino acids)
Biological process (GO): protein O-linked glycosylation; poly-N-acetyllactosamine biosynthetic process
Cellular component (GO): Golgi membrane
Molecular function (GO): UDP-glycosyltransferase activity; hexosyltransferase activity
Source: RefSeq, a predicted model, not a curated record
CAUCAGUCACGAGGCUCAGAGGAGGACCUUCAGCUACAGAAGAAUACCUUCUUGAUAGACUGACUCGCUGGAUUAUAUCUUUAGUUCUUUAUGAAGGGGGAAUCGUGUCUUCUCCUUAACUAGAUACCAGUGUAUAAGAUCAUUAUUCUGUGAAGGAGGGAGCCUUCAUUAAAAACAGCUGAAUGGCGCGGUGUUACUGUCGCUGGCGCAGGGUGUUGAUCUGUCUGUGCACACCUUGCAUCUUCCUGAUCCUGCUGUUCACCUAUGUUAGUAUCAUGCUGUGUAUGGGCAUGAAUGAAGUGGCAACACCGGCGAAUACGUUCAUAGCAACGAAUCCUCAUUUUGUGGCCAAUGGACUUUUAAAAAAUGAGACCUUCGCCCCGCUCCCUAAAACUUUCUGGGAGGACCAACAGCAGACAAAGGCUCUUUGGAACCAUCUCCAGCAGGCCGUCGACUACCAUUUUAACCCCAUCCUGCAUCCCAAAAAAAACAAGAGAUUAUUAAGGAAUAGCAGCUUUUAUGAUUUCCUACUGAAGCGGAGCUUCUCUGAAGUUGCCAGCUUUGACAGCGUCAUGGAAGACUUUGACAAGCUACCAGAGCAGUUGCAAAGGUUUGUGAGGCACAUGCAAAGGAGAGACUACCCAAUUCUCCACCACCCAGAUGGAGGAUGUGGAGCUCAGGGGAAAGGUGAGCAGGAGCCCACUCUGCUUCUCUUCGCCAUCAAAACAACACCGGCUAACUUCAACAACCGACAGGCUAUUCGGCAGACGUGGGGCCAGGUGGGAUGGGUGGCAGGACAGAAGAUAAACGGCAGUGGCAGGGAUAAUGUUGGAGGAUAUGUCCGCAGGGUGUUUCUACUGGGCAAGCAAAACACCAAAGAACUGAGUGUGGAUGUGUCUGAAUUACUGAAGUGGGAGAGUAACCUUUAUGGAGACAUUCUGCAGUGGGACUUUGAGGAUACAUUUUUCAACCUCACCUUGAAGGAUGUGCUCUUCUGGAGCUGGUUCUCACGCUUUUGCAGGCAGACCCGCUUUGUCUUUAAAGGAGAUGACGAUGUCUUUGUCAACACCCCAAAACUGAUAACCUACCUCCAGAUCCAGCUACAGACGGCACGUGUAAAAAACAACAUGCAAGAAUUUAUGAUUGGAGAAGUCAUCGAAGCAGCCUCACCCAACCGAGUCAACAUCUCGAAGUACUUCAUCCCAGACAGCUUCUACGAAGGGUCAUACCCCACAUAUGCAGGCGGUGGAGGGGUGGUGUAUUCAGGCCAGGUGGCCAGACGCCUGCACCUAAUGUCUAAAAGAGUUCACCUGUUCCCCAUCGAUGACGUUUUUGUGGGGAUAUGUAUGAUUCGACUCAGUGCCUUCCCCAUGCACCACCCUGCCUUCCUCAUGUUUGACUUUCCCAAAGAUGAUUGGAAAGACCCGUGUUUGUACCACACCGUCUUAGUGGUCCAUAAGCGAAGCCCCAAACAGGUGGUUCAGCUUUGGGCCGGCUUGAAAGAGACACAGGCACAAUGUGGAGAUGUGCCUCUGAGGGAUGAAGAGAAGAAAAACACAAGUAAAACCACUGUGCAGCUAGACUGAAAGGCCUUCAGCCAGAAACCACUGAUUAAAUAUGACCCACGCCCCCUUCACACCUGGGCACAUGUGUUCACGCACAUGAUCAAUAGAGGGUCAUAACCACCUCCAGGGGACUACGCCCACAGGGGUUUAAA